Telopea speciosissima is the source of this 3586-nucleotide messenger RNA. Its product is annotated as LRR receptor-like serine/threonine-protein kinase GHR1. Bases 364 to 3579 code for a protein of 1071 amino acids. The transcript has 4 exons. Gene Ontology annotation, biological process: protein phosphorylation. NCBI's taxonomy places the organism in Eukaryota, Viridiplantae, Streptophyta, Magnoliopsida, Proteales, Proteaceae. The record is from RefSeq and is a predicted model, not a curated record. Gene Ontology annotation, molecular function: protein kinase activity; protein binding; ATP binding.
AAAGCUUUUCUGAGCGGUAAGACUGGAGUUUCAGCUCGAAACUGUGGUGAGAAAUGGCGUCUGUGUGAGGUGUUUUUAAGGUCGUUAGGGUUUCCUCUAUAGAUUGUGUGAGAGAAAGUGAGAGUUCUGUAGAGUGGCAUUAUACGGGAAAAUGGCGGUAAAUAGUUCAGCUGUGAGAAUGCUUGAGCUUCCAUGGUUAAAUCUCUGAAAAUGCCUUCAUAUCGUUUAGCUUCAGGUUGGUUCGUGAAGUCGCAUUCAUUUUAAUGCUUUGAAUCUUCUCUCUCUCAAAACCUGAAAAAAGUUGCAGGUUUGAAGGUUUGGGAGCUCUGUUUCUUCCACUGCAUUGAGUUAUAGAUUACUUGAAUGAAGCCAUUGUUUGGUCCAAUGAUGAAGCUCCUUCAACUUUUGACACUAUCCCUCUUUUUCAUCUUCUCCAUGGGCCAGCUUCCCUCACAGGACAUCUUAGCACUCCUUGAAUUCAAGAAAGGCAUUAAGCUUGACCCAACUGGUUUUGUGCUAAGUUCUUGGAAUGAGGAGUCCAUUGACUUCAAUGGCUGCCCAUCUUCUUGGAAUGGCAUCGUCUGUAACGGUGGGAAUGUUGCAGGAGUUGUCCUUGACAACUUGAGUCUCUCGGCAGAUGCUGACGUGAGUGUAUUUGCGAACCUUACAAUGCUUGUGAAGCUCUCCAUGGCAAACAACUCCAUUUCAGGCAGAUUCCCCAGUAAUAUAGCCGACUUCAAAAGCCUUGAGUUUUUAGAUAUCUCUAACAAUUUGUUCUCCUCAACUGUACCCCCAGAUAUUGGCAAAUUACAGAGCUUAAGAAAUCUCUCCUUAGCUGGAAACAACUUCUCUGGAACAAUACCAGAUUCAAUUAGUGGGCUUACUUCUAUUCAGUCUCUGGAUUUAAGCCGCAACUCCUUUUCUGGCCCAUUGUCCUCAUCGUUGGUAAAGCUGAGCAAUUUGGUGUAUCUUAAUAUCUCAAACAAUGGGUUUACGAAGAGUAUCCCAACUGGGUUUGAGCAGAUUGCAAAACUUGAGGUUCUUGAUUUGCAUGGAAAUAAGUUCGAGGGCCAUCUGGAUGAGAAGUUCUUUCUUCUAGCAAGUGCAGUUCAUGUUGAUUUUAGUGGAAAUCUUCUCACCAGUUCUAGUUCACAGAAGCAAAAUUUUCUUCCUCUUAUUUCUGAGAGUAUAAAGUAUUUGGAUCUAAGCAACAAUCAGUUUACUGGGUCACUAGUUGAUGGUGGUGAGCUUCCAAUAUUUGGAAGCUUGAAGGUGUUGGAUCUCAGCAACAAUCAACUGUCUGGGGAGUUACCUGAAUUUAAUUUCGUGUAUGAACUUGAGGUUCUCAGGCUUGCCAAUAACAGAUUUACAGGGUUUGUACCUAAUGGGCUUCUGAAAGGAGAUUCUUUAGUUCUAACUGAACUGGAUUUGAGUAGCAACAAUCUGUCAGGACCGAUUAGUAUGAUUACAUCCACAAACUUGCGCAUACUUAAUCUUGCCUCGAAUGGAAUUGCUGGUGAACUUCCAUUACUAACUGGAAGCUGUACUGUACUAGAUCUAUCAAAUAACCAGUUCACAGGAAAUUUAUCUCAAAUGGUGAAAUGGGGGAACGACAUCGAAUUCCUUGAUCUCAGCCAGAAUCACUUGACGGGGUCUAUCCCCGAUGUAACCUCACAAUUUUUGAGGCUAAAUUACCUUAACCUAUCACGCAAUUCUCUGGGUAAGUCACUGCCAACAGUUCUUUCACAGUACCCCAAGCUCACUAUCCUCGAUCUAAGUUUCAACCAGUUCAAUGGUCCUCUUCUGACUAACUUGCUGACCUUGCCCACGUUGCAAGAACUUCAUCUUGGAAACAAUUUUCUCAGUGGAGAUAUUAAAUUCUCUCCUUCCCUUGAGGAACACAGUCUUCGGGUUCUUGAUCUUUCUCACAAUCACUUGGAAGGUUAUUUUCCUGACCAAUUUGGGUCCCUGACUACCCUUCAACUGCUUGACCUUGCGGGAAAUAAUUUCUCUGGUUCUCUGCCAUCUUCCGUGCAUGGUCUCAGUUCCCUAACUUCGCUAGAUAUAUCACAAAAUGGUUUUACAGGGCCUUUGCCACAAAACCUAUCCAGCACCCUCCUGAGCUUCAAUGCAUCAUACAAUGAUCUCUCUGGAGUUGUCCCAGAGAACCUGCGGAAGUUCCCAGAUUCUUCGUUUCAUCCUGGGAAUCAAAGACUGCAACUUCCAAAUGUACCUCCUGGAUCAAGCAAUUCUGAAUUUGGAAGUCCCACUAGAAAACCAAUGAAAACAGCCAUCAAAGUUGUAGUGAUAGUAACGUGUGUGGUUGCCGUAGUCAUUCUGAUUCUGAUUGCUAUCUUCGUACAUUACAUUCGGAUAUCAAGGAGACCUCCAUCGGAAUCAACUACGAGUAAAAAUAUCUCUGGAAGGGGCCUGUCAAAUCCUGCUGGUUCUAAUGGAAGAAGCAGUGUUGGUGCAUUGGUUGUUUCAGCUGAAGAUCUUAUAGCAUCAAGAAAGGGCUCCUCAUCUGAGAUAAUCAGUCCAGAUGAGAAAAUGGCUGUGGUUACUGGUUUCUCACCAUCAAAGAACAGUCAGUUAUCAUGGUCACCAGAUUCUGGUGAUUCAUUCACUGCAGAAAACUUUGCGAGACUGGAUGUGAAGUCACCAGAUCGAUUGGCUGGUGAUUUGUAUUUCCUUGAUGAUACAAUCACUUUGACACCAGAGGAACUCUCAAGGGCCCCAGCUGAGGUGUUGGGAAGGAGCAGCCAUGGGACUUCGUAUAGGGCAACCCUGGAUAAUGGGAUGUUCUUGACUGUGAAGUGGUUGAGAGAAGGGGUGGCAAAGCAGAGAAAGGAAUUCGCGAAGGAGGCUAAGAAAUUUGCUAACAUCAGGCACCCCAAUGUGGUUGGUCUGCGAGGGUACUAUUGGGGACCCACCCAGCAUGAAAAGCUCAUUCUUUCAGAUUAUAUCUCGCUUGGAAGCUUUGCAAGCUUUCUUUAUGAUCGUCCAGGAAGAAAAGGUCAACUCUCAUGGGCCCAACGCCUUAAAAUAGCUGUAGAUGUUGCACGUGGCCUUAACUAUCUCCAUUUUGACCGUGCAGUCCCACACGGCAACCUCAAAGCAACAAACAUACUUUUAGAUGGGCCUGACCUUAAUGCCCGUGUUGCAGAUUACUGCCUUCACCGCCUCAUGACCCAGGCAGGUACCAUCGAACAGAUCCUUGAUGCAGGGGUAUUAGGAUACCGUGCACCAGAGUUAGCUGCGGCAAAGAAGCCCUCCCCCUCCUUCAAGUCAGACAUCUAUGCAUUUGGGGUAAUAUUGUUGGAACUUUUGACGGGGAGGUGUGCUGGAGAUGUAGUUUCCGGUGAGGAGGGUGGGGUUGAUCUGAUAGAUUGGGUUCGAUUGAGGGUUGCAGAGGGCCGUGGCUCAGAUUGCUUUGAUGCUGCAUUGGCUGCAGAAAUGGGGUUUCCAGCAGUAGAAAAAGGAAUGAAAGAGUUGUUAGAAAUAGCUUUGAGAUGUAUCCGUUCUCUUUCUGAGAGGCCAGGGAUAAAGUCUGUUUAUGAGGAUCUCUCCUCUAUAUAGCCCCAUU